AUGCCUCCAGCACCCCCAGCUGGUUUCGCCGGAGCUCCACCUCCGCCCGCACCUGGGCCCGGCCCAGGUGCAGCAGCAGCAGCGGUGCCCCCACCAGUACCCCAACUAGUCCCCGCCCAACGCAGCAUCCACCAGCAAAUGGCCGACUACCACAACUACUGGUUCGUCCCCCCCGGGCCAAACGGCGAGGAGGGCCCCCGGUUGCCCCCCGUCUUCACAUACUUCCCCCCGCCCCAGCCCCAGAGCUACUUCAACACGCUCUGCCGCCAGUCCGAGUACCUGCUCGCGCGCGAGCGCACACAGUGCCUCGACGCGCUCAUGCGGCCCGUCCGCAUGUCCACGGCGCUGCGGACGCGCAUCCCGCAGCGCUUCUUCGUGCGGCAGGCCGCGGGCACGCAGGUGAUGCUGCAGCCGCGGCUGGUGCGGUCGCUGCUUUCGAGCCACUAUGGCAGGAUGGAUAAGAUCUGUAGGGCAAAUAGGAGACUGAAUGAGGGUGUGGAGGCGGCGAGGAGGAGGCAGGAGAGGGUGCUGGUGGAGCUGUUGCCGCUGGUGUCGAGGCUGACUGAUGAUGGGGAGCUGGUGGCGGUUGUGGAUGGGAUGACGAGCCCGGUGAUAAGGAAGUUUAUGCCGAUGUGUGAGAGGAGUCAGUGCUAUUUGUGUAUGGAUGUGGGGAGGAGGGAUGAUGAUAAUCCGUAUGAUAGGCAUCCGUAG
Morchella sextelata is the source of this 711-nucleotide messenger RNA. RefSeq lists its product as uncharacterized. The record is from RefSeq and is a predicted model, not a curated record. Lineage: Eukaryota; Fungi; Ascomycota; Pezizomycetes; Pezizales; Morchellaceae. Bases 1 to 711 code for a protein of 236 amino acids. The transcript has a single exon.